Penicillium psychrosexuale is the source of this 303-nucleotide messenger RNA. RefSeq lists its product as uncharacterized. The coding region runs from base 1 to 303 and encodes 100 amino acids. NCBI's taxonomy places the organism in Eukaryota, Fungi, Ascomycota, Eurotiomycetes, Eurotiales, Aspergillaceae. The record is from RefSeq and is a predicted model, not a curated record. The transcript has a single exon.
AUGGAUCGAGGUGCAACCUUGGGGGCUGUCGAGCUCUUCCUCCGACACGGCUCGGAAGUCCAAAUUCCUAGGCUCGCAGGACUCUACUGUGAAAUGUGCAGCUCAUCAUAUCAACAUGACGAGUGCAGGCAGCAUAUCCUGAGUGAACACACCAGCAGCACACGAACUACCAUCUCGACCGAGACGACACCUCCCUACACAUUUUCAGAGAAGGUAGGCAAGACUGAAGCCUCCACACACCAUCACCGAGCUAAGCAAAAGCCCCAACCGUCUGAAGAGCCGGCUACUACCACAUACAGGUGA